UCCGCGUUCCCCAGGCCGCGGCCGCGCCCGCAGGUUUCAUGCUGCGUCUGACGGAGCGGAACAUGAAGCUGCUCGUGGUGGCCGCCUUCGUCUUGGGCUCGGUUCUUUUCUUGCUCUUGCCGGGAUUCUCUGCGGCCGACGAGAAGAAGAAGGGACCCAAAGUAACCACCAAGGUAUAUUUUGAUCUUAAAAUUGGUGAGGAAAAUGUAGGCCGAAUUGUCAUUGGUCUCUUUGGGAAGACAACUCCAAAGACAGUGGAAAAUUUUGUGGUUCUGACCACUGGAGAGAAAGGUUUUGGCUUCAAAGGCAGCAAAUUUCACCGUGUGAUCAAGGACUUCAUGAUUCAAGGUGGAGACUUCACUCGUGGUGAUGGCACAGGAGGAAAGAGCAUCUAUGGUGACCGUUUCCCUGACGAGAACUUCAAACUGAAGCACUACGGGCCGGGCUGGGUAAGCAUGGCCAAUGCCGGCAAGGACACCAACGGCUCCCAGUUCUUCAUCACCACCGUCAAGACUCCGUGGCUGGAUGGCAAACACGUGGUGUUUGGCAAAGUUCUGGAAGGAAUGGACGUGGUCCGGAAGGUGGAAAACACCAAAACAGACGGGCGGGACAAGCCCCUGAAGGAUGUGACAAUAGCCGACUGUGGCACGAUCGAAGUCGAGAAGCCUUUCGCCAUUGCCAAGGAGUAGGGUCCCCUGGAGACCUGCUGUAGAGGCUGUGCAGGAAGCAUCCCGUGUCUGGGGACCGAGGCCUGGUCUGGGCCCCUUUCCAGCCCUGGGCUCCUAGUACAGCCCGUGGUGCCGACAUCUGACUGAGCUGACCCAGAAUCCAUCCUUACAUUCCACAGCCCCUCAGGCCCGGUUUUGUAAAGAAACACACGCCAAUAAAGAAGAAAACAUUUUUUUAAUAGAAAGUGAGUGGGCUGGGUUCAUCCCUUGCCCUCCCUAAGCAUCUCAGCUUAGCCCAGCCCAGAAGCACCAUCCCCAUGAAAGUUCUUGAGGGAAUGGUAGGGCUUGUUUCCUGUAGAACUGGGCUCCUUCCUUCACCCUCUCUUCUCUCUCCCUUCCCUCGGAGGCCGGCCAGAGAGCUAGUCCUGUCCUGGACUAGGCUGUGCCCCCUAGUCCUCGCCCUUCCCCUCUCCCUGCAACUGCAUUUCCAAAGAGUGAAGUUUUUGCUUCUCUCCUCAGCCUCCAACCUGGUCCUCGUCUCCAUCCUCCCACCUUGUAGAUAAGCCCUUGCUUCUUCCUCCCUGUGGUUCCUUUCCUCCAAUACAAACAGCCCAUUUUCUUGGGCUCAUCCCUAA
Molecule: messenger RNA, 1303 nt
Organism: Gracilinanus agilis (Agile Gracile Mouse Opossum)
Lineage: Eukaryota; Metazoa; Chordata; Mammalia; Didelphimorphia; Didelphidae
Gene: PPIB
Product: peptidylprolyl isomerase B
Exons: 5
Coding region: 39-689 (216 amino acids)
Biological process (GO): protein peptidyl-prolyl isomerization; protein folding
Cellular component (GO): intracellular membrane-bounded organelle
Molecular function (GO): peptidyl-prolyl cis-trans isomerase activity
Source: RefSeq, a predicted model, not a curated record